Molecule: messenger RNA, 3851 nt
Organism: Carya illinoinensis
Lineage: Eukaryota; Viridiplantae; Streptophyta; Magnoliopsida; Fagales; Juglandaceae
Product: formin-like protein 1
Exons: 4
Coding region: 718-3537 (939 amino acids)
Biological process (GO): actin cytoskeleton organization; actin nucleation
Molecular function (GO): actin filament binding
Source: RefSeq, a predicted model, not a curated record
UACAAAUCCCAAUAAUGAAUAUCUGUUUGGAUGUCUCUGGCAUUUCAGAGAUUUUAACCUGUUGUACAUCUUGUUCAAGAUUUCCUUUUCUCUUUCUUUUCUGCAACGUUUCAUGCUUCCCGUUGUUGUCGUCCUUGUGAGCUUACAGUUGAUAUCUUCUCAGUGGUGAAAAAGGGAAGAACUGUAGUGUGCUUAUGGGUUUAAUGAGAAGUCUGAAGUACUCUGAACUACCAUUCUCUUUGCUCAUACUGUUCAUUGCUUUCUAACACAUUCAUACCCACCAUGUAUAGCCUCCUUCUCUCUCUACGACACACAACAUUCUCUUCCUUUCCCCUGCACUCUUUUUGGGGGUUCGGUCUGCGCUGUCUUCAACCACCCAUUUGAGCCUGAGCUCCAUUUUACUCAACCCCAUUCUUGUCACAUACACCCGUGUCUCCCUCUUUUUCUCUGCACUACCACCCGUCAAAGAAUUUAAGUUUUGUCUAUCUAACUUAGUAAUUUAGAGCUAAGUUAAUCUGUCUGUGUGUGGAAAGUACCCAUCAAGAAUCAAGCAUGGCUGUCUGAACUGGCUUUGAGAACAGUCUCUCUGUCUGUCUCUGUUUGGAGCAUAACCCAUCAAAGCACAGUUGGUUUUCUCCGUCUCGCACGCAUAGUCAAAGCAGUCCCCACCAGUAACACUACCUUCUUUUACUUCCUUAAGCUCUUCAAAGGACCACAAUGCCACCUCCCACCGCCACGGCCGCUGCGCUUCUCCUCCUCCUGCUCCUCUCUACCACCGUCAUUACAACCUCUUCCACCUUAUCUCACAGGAAGCACCGCCGCCACCUCCUCCACCAGCCUUUCUUCCCUCCUAUAGACUCCUCCCCUCCAACCCAAUCCCCUUCCUCAUCUCCCCAACCGCAAAAACGACCACAACUUCAACCAAAACUCCCUUCCUCUUCCUCUUCCUCUUCAUCCUCCACCCCGCCAAAACCAUUCUUCCCAUCCUAUCCCUCGCCACCACCCCCUCCCUCCCCAAUUGCCCUCGCCACCUUCCCAGCAAACAUCUCCGAACUUCUCCUUCCCCAUCCCUCCUCCUCUUCCAUCUCCCACCGUCACCUCGUCGCUAUCGUUGUAUCGGUCUCCCUCCUCAUCGCCGCUCUCUUCUCCGCUUUCGCCGCUUUCUUCUACUGUCGCAAAAGCACAUACGUAACAACCACCGCCACCACCACAGACAAGGCCUCUCACUCGGACAACCAGCGGUUGUACCCUUCUAACAUCGCCACCUCCGAUGGGAGCCACAAGCAUCCUCGCUCCGGCCCAUCAAACCCCAGCUCCGAGUUUCUUUACCUUGGUACCUUAGCGGAUUCCAGUGGAGUCAUUGACGAGGAAGAACCGAUUUCAAGCAAUGCCGGCGUCUCGACCUCGACCCAGUAUCAGAAACUUGGUUCGCCGGAGCUCAAGCCGCUUCCGCCGCUUCCAAAGCACAGUUUCAAGCAGAGUCAUGAAAAUGCUGAAUUGGGUUCUUGUGAGAACGAGGAAAACGAUGAAGAAGAAGAGUUCUUUUCUCCGAGAGGUUCUUCAGGCCGAAAAGAUAGUCCGGUUCGUACCGGAUCGAGCUCUCGAAGAUUGUUUAAUGGUGAGAAUUUCGGAAGUAGAAGCUUCAAUUCGAGAACUGCAUCGUACCCAUGUUCGUAUUCAGCUUCCCCAGCGAAUUCUAUAUCUAAUUAUCCGUCCCCAGCAUUAAAUUUGAGUCCCACAAGCUUGAAAUCGAAAUCCCCGGAUUCCGUGAUCGCUUUCCCAGCUCUUGCCCCAGUUCCUGCUCGGCCAAUUUUGACAUCGCUGCAGUUGUUUUCUUCUUCUAGGUCUUCAUCAUCAUCAUCGGAGAGAGGUUCAGGGAAUACCCAGAAUUCACCUACAAGAAAUUCAGAUAUCUCGGAGCAGAGUAAGCGGUCUCCCUCGAGAACUGAUAGUGUUCCGAUAAAGCUGCCUCCGCCUCCGCCACCGCUGCCUCCUCCACACAGGUUUUGGGAAACUACGGCCAGUCAGAGGCCGAACCGGGAGCUGGAUACAGGACCUCCGAUUCUUGUACCGCCAACUAGGCCUGUUCUAUUACAAAAUGUCGCAGUUGAACAAUUGCAGAGCAACGGAACUGGGGAGAGAAAUGAGGAGACUCCGAGGCCGAAAUUGAAACCUUUACAUUGGGAUAAGGUUAGAGCGAGCUCGGAUCGAGCUACGGUGUGGGAUCAGCUGAAAUCUAGCUCUUUUCAAUUGAACGAGGAAAUGAUCGAGACACUGUUUAUGAUUAAUAAUAAUAGUUCGAAUAUGUCCCUGAAAGACAGUGGUCGACGUAUGGUUCUUCCUUUUCCAAACCAGGAGAGUCGGGUGCUUGAUCCAAAGAAGUCUCAGAAUAUUGCGAUUCUCUUGAGGGCAUUAAAUGUGACCAUCGAGGAAGUCUGUGAAGCCCUUUUGGAAGGCAACUCUGAUACAUUGGGUUCAGAACUUCUUGAAAGUUUAUUAAAGAUGGCUCCUACGAAAGAAGAAGAACGUAAACUAAAGGAGUUUAAAGACGAAUCACCUUUUAAGCUAGGCCCAGCUGAGAAAUUUCUCAAGGCUGUGCUUGAUAUACCAUUUGCAUUUAAAAGGGUGGAUGCGAUGCUCUACAUUGCCAAUUUUGAUUCAGAAGUUGAAUACCUUCUAAGGUCCUUUGAAACACUGAAGGCAGCUUCUGAAGAAUUGAGAAACAGCAGAAUGUUCCUGAAGCUUCUUGAGGCCGUGCUCAAAACUGGGAACCGCAUGAAUGUCGGAACCAACCGUGGUGAUGCCCAUGCGUUCAAGCUGGACACACUCCUCAAGCUUGUUGAUAUAAAGGGCACUGAUGGAAAAACUACCCUCUUGCAUUUUGUUGUACAGGAAAUCAUUAGAGCUGAAGGUUCUCGUCUUUCUGGUACUGAUCAGAGUGAACUGGCUGAGAAGAGUCAGCAGUCUGCUUUACGGGAUGAUGUUGAAUAUAGGAAACUUGGCUUGCAAGUUGUUUCAGGUUUGAGUGGGGAGCUCACCAAUGUAAAGAAAGCCGCCGCAAUGGAUUCAGAUGUGCUCAGCACUGAAGUUGCAAAGCUUGCUGGAGGAAUCACCAAAAUAUCUGAAGUCGUGAAAUUGAAUGAAGAAAUCCCAUUGAAGCAGACAAGCCGAAAAUUUUCAGAGUCGAUGAAUGGGUUCUUGAAGAAGGCUGCGGAAGAGAUUAAAAGGAUCCAAGCCCAAGAGAGAGUUGCACUCUCUCUGGUGAAGGAAAUAACUGAAUAUUUCCAUGGGAACUCAGCUAAAGAAGAAGCUCAUCCAUUUCGGAUUUUCAUGGUGGUGAGGGAUUUCCUUUCUAUUCUCGACCGGGUAUGCAAGGAAGUUGGUAAAGUUAACGAGAGAACUAUAGUCGGUUCAGCCCGUCAAUUUCCUAUGCCUGUGAAUCCAACUCUUCCACAGGCAUUUCCUGGAUUUAAUGGAAGACAGCAUUAUGGUUCCUCGGACGAUGAGACUUCAUCCUCAUCGCAUCAUAGCAUUUGAUUUCAUUGUCGAUCUCUGUUCUUUUUCUGAUGAAUAUCACUGGAUGCCCAUUUAAUACUGGUGGCAUUUGCGGAGGGGCUGCUGGGUUAGAGGCUGCCGAAUAUCAAGUAUAUUAUCUUUUUGUUUCGCUUUCAACUUUGUACUUAUAUAUAUAUAUAUAUAUAAACUACUCAAUAGGAUUUGGAACUGUUUAUCCUACAUGUAACAUAGAAGGGAUUGCCUGAAGAUAAAACAAGGAACUGUUGCCAUACUAGCUAGCUAGUUUUUAUUAUUUUGUAAAUCUGUUGGAUGUUUAAAUUGCUCAGUUAUUUACU